UAAAGUUUAUAAACCAGGAUGUUUUUCCAAAUAGGACACCAGGAGCAGAUUCCUGAUUGAGAUAAGUCAACAUGAGGACUCACUGGUCCACGGUAGCUGGCCUGAUUUUAGGGUUUUGUGUCUUUUUGUCCUCCAACUCAAUCAUGCCAAAACGUGGUAACUGUCCAAGAGUCUUUAAUCCCAUCGUGCCAGGAAAAGCAUGUAGAUUUGACAGAGACUGUGAAUGUGAUGAUAAAUGUUGCGUGUACAGCUACGGAGCUGUCUGUGCCCCCCCAGUUUCAACUACACUAGGGUGUCCGAUCAACGUAAAUCAGAUGCCGAUUUGUGAUCAGGACUGUUAUUCUGACAGCGACUGCCGAUUUGGUGAAAAGUGCUGCGCUACUUGGUGUGGACACUUGUGCAUGUCUUCAAAACCAAUAAAGCCAGGAGAAUGUCCCGAUUAUGUGUGGCGCACCCGCUGUUUUGAUCACUGCAAACAUGAUAACGACUGUAGCAAUGAGCUGAAGUGCUGUCCGUCAAAUUGUGGCCUUUCCUGUGUAAGUCCCACUGUCCAAUCAGUCCCCAACUCUUAGUCUUAAUCUGGACAAGAAUACAAGCAUAUUGAACAAAAUCUCAACAUCAUGAAUGUGAGUGCAUGCUUAUUUGAUGAUUUUCUUUUAGGGCUAGUUUAUUCGUACUGAGUUCUGUCACCUUUAAAAUGGAUGAGAUGUCAUUGUUAGAUGUUACUUUAGAGAUCACCAUUAUAUUCAACACAUUGCCUUUUUCAUCACUUAUGUGCGAAAAGGGGAUUUUCCCUUUUCUGACUGCAGAUCCCAAUGCAGCGUGAAACUGACGCGAUGGGAUGUCUGCUGAUGCGGCACCAAACCAGCUCAUUUAACCGCACCUAAACCUUAACGUUUUGCUAUUUAUAACCUUCCCCUCACCCUCAUCCUAACGUUAACCCUCUUGCUACCUAAAACAUUACUCUCCAUGCAUUCUGACUGUGAAUUUUCGUAUUUGCCGCCCAAGGGGAACGUUAGAACAUACCAUCUGGCGAGGGGGGUGUUACAAAUACCCUCUACUUUUAACGUCCACCUUGGUAGUUGAAACCUCCUCUCGCGUUGCCUCGGUCCAAACACGACCAAUGAUGAGGCGGCUCCCGCCGUUCACUUCAUAGAGCCGGCUUUUAGAGCGACCGACACAUAACUAAUGUGUUAGCUAGCAAGAUGGUUAAGGUUAGGAUAGGGGUGAGGGGAAGGUUAAAUAACAAGAGGAUAAGGUUAGGGUGAGGUACAAUGAGCUUGUUUGGUGCCCUGGCUGCGGACAUCCCAUCGUGUCAGUUUUACGCUGCAUUGGGAUCUGCAGUCAGAAAAGGGAAAAACCCCUUUUCGCACUUAAGUGACGAAAAAGGGCACUUUUGGCGUCAGGGGUCUGAUGCGGAGGGUGGCUGACCAAUCUUUUGUUUUUGACGCGCUGGGAGUGAGAAUGUGUUGUUAUAUUAUGUCUAGAGUAGCACUGAUCUAUGAGAUCAUGGAUUGAUUUACGUCCCAUAAUAGUUUUUUUUAUGAAAAGUGUAACAUUUGUUGUUUAUUAUUACCAAUAAAAUAAUUGAAAAUU
Nothobranchius furzeri (turquoise killifish) is the source of this 1596-nucleotide messenger RNA. Its product is annotated as WAP four-disulfide core domain protein 3. Gene Ontology annotation, molecular function: serine-type endopeptidase inhibitor activity. Lineage: Eukaryota; Metazoa; Chordata; Actinopteri; Cyprinodontiformes; Nothobranchiidae. The record is from RefSeq and is a predicted model, not a curated record. Gene Ontology annotation, cellular component: extracellular region.